Messenger RNA from Microdochium trichocladiopsis, 834 nucleotides. RefSeq names its product heterokaryon incompatibility protein-domain-containing protein. The record is from RefSeq and is a predicted model, not a curated record. The annotation marks the transcript as partial. NCBI's taxonomy places the organism in Eukaryota, Fungi, Ascomycota, Sordariomycetes, Xylariales, Microdochiaceae. The transcript has 2 exons.
AUGCGCCUCGUCGACACUUCCACAGAGCGGCUCGUCCAGCUUAUUAGUCCGCCCCCUCGCUACGCGAUCCUCUCGCUUACCUGGGAGGAUGACGUGGUCCUCUUCCAGGAUAUCGAGAACGAUCGGGCACAUGUGAAGCACGGGUACGCCAUGUUCCAAGGAGCAGUGAAACUCGCACGGGGCGGUGGCUACCAGUACAUCUGGAUCGACAACUGCUGUAUCGACAAGUCGUCUAGCGCGGAGCUCUCAGAAGCAAUAAAUUCUAUGUUCACGUGGUACCGCAAGGCGGAUAUCUGCUACGUAUACCUCGGCGACAUCUCAGACCAGAUGCUAUCUCCAGAUACUCGUACCGAGAGGCUUGCCCGCUGUCAUUGGUUCUGGAGAUGUUGGACGCUGCAAGAGCUGAUCGCCCCGGCCUACGUUUUUCUCUAUUCGCGCGAAUGGACCCGGCUCGGCAAAAAGACGGACCCGACAUGGUCUCGCCUGCUUAGCGAGAUUACUGGUAUCUCUGGUGAAGCACUGACGAGUCAGGCUGGCUUUAACCUAGCUAGCGUAGCACAGAAGAUGUCGUGGGCGUCCCGGAGAGCGGCGACUCGGGAGGAGGACGAGUCCUAUUCCAUGUUCGGUAUAUUUGGCGUUAUCCUGGCUCCCUUAUACGGCGAGGGACGUGGGAGCGCGUUCCGUCGGCUGCAGGAGGAGAUCAUCCACAAAGGUACCGACGACUCGGUACUGGCUUGGCUGCCGAAAUUGGACGUGGGUGAUUUGCGCUCGGCGACCUUUGGGCCGGUGCUGGCGCCCUCUCCGAGCCAGUUUGCCAAUGCGGGCGGCAUUGUC